Messenger RNA from Styela clava, 677 nucleotides. RefSeq names its product fatty acid-binding protein, liver-type-like. Lineage: Eukaryota; Metazoa; Chordata; Ascidiacea; Stolidobranchia; Styelidae. Gene Ontology annotation, molecular function: lipid binding. The record is from RefSeq and is a predicted model, not a curated record.
GCAUCACAAAGUAUUUAACUUUUAGCUUUAUUCAGCUGUACUAAAAACCAUUAAAAAGCUAUGGAUCGAAGUGCCUGGAAUGGAAAAUUCAAAAUGACCGAACAAAGAAACGUGGAGGAGUUUCUCGGAAAACUAGGAGUCCCGGCAGCACAAAUUCAGGCCAUCAAAGCGAUGGAACUGACGAAUGAGAUCACAAGCGCUGGAGAUGAUUACACGAUGAAGCAGACCAGUGGGGGCAAGGAAAACAUCAUGAAAGUCACUCUGGACAAAGAAUCCACCGUGCAAACUUUGGAUGCAAUGGUGUUGAAGGGUGUCGUGACAAUUGACGCAAAUAACGAGAUGUGGGGAAAAUACGAAGGUGGGAUCGUGGAGCACAUGGUUAUAGACAAAGACGGUGUCAUAACUGAUAAAAUUACAAAAGAUGGAACCUGUCUUGUGAGACUGUUCAAGAGAUGUUGAAAUAUUAUUCUAUUAGAAUUCAUGACGUCAUCAAUUUCACGAUUUCUCUAGAACUGAAAACUCAAUUAUAUAUUGUAUUUUGCAUGCUUUUACUACUAGUUAUAAAAAUUAUAUGUCAUUGGAAAAUCUCGAAUCUCCAUUUUGUUGUAACUGUUUUAGAAUAUCAUAACAUUGUUAACGAAAUCGUUUUUAAUAUAUCGUGUAAAUCAACAAGAUCA